Molecule: messenger RNA, 3861 nt
Organism: Durio zibethinus
Lineage: Eukaryota; Viridiplantae; Streptophyta; Magnoliopsida; Malvales; Malvaceae
Product: zinc finger (CCCH type) helicase family protein
Cellular component (GO): intracellular anatomical structure
Molecular function (GO): metal ion binding; ATP binding; RNA binding
Source: RefSeq, a predicted model, not a curated record
GAUCAUCGGCCCCGCAGCGUAGAUUCCUAGAACAUAAAGGACGCGACCAACUACCGUUUUAACGUGGGCACGAAGGACUCGAGCUUCCUUUCCACAACAUAUCCCGCAAAUCUCUAACUUAUGAACAGCAGCGCGCCAUUGGCCAGAUCAAGAGCCGUCAAAAAUCAAAGGGACCAAAAGUUGACUUGUAGUCAAUGCCCGUACUUUUGUUCACGAUCUCACAAUAAGCAACCUUCUCUGAACACCGCUCCCCUUGAAAAAUGGACUAAUAAGCUACGCGGGAGAGUCGGACUUCGGCCAGAAGGCAACGAGAAGAGUCGCGUUUUUUUCCACACUACAUUUUCUUCUUACAUAAGAAGAAAGAGACGGAAAACCGUAGGCAAAAGCAAAAGACAGUAGUACGAGCAGAAGAAGGUACAAAACAGAAGGGGGGAGAGAGAGGGAUUUUCCAAAGCUUGAAACAAUGGCGUCUCCAUCGUCUCCAACGGCGUCGUGUAACUCUUCGAAUUCGUCAUCCUUUCCGUCCUCCAAGUUCUUGUCUCUUCCCGUCAUGGCGCUCAAGACGAGAAUCGUUGAGAAAAUACUCGAGAAUCGCGUCACUCUCAUCGUCGGCGAAACCGGCUGCGGGAAGAGCUCUCAAGUUCCACAAUUCCUGUUGGAGGAAAACAUGGCUCCUGUUUUAUGCACACAGCCAAGGAGAUUCGCUGUUGUAACAGUUGCCAAAAUGGUUGCAAAAGCCCGAAAAUGUGAGCUGGGUGAGGAGGUUGGAUACCAUAUAGGUCAUUCAAAGCUUCUAUCUUCUAGAACAAAGAUUGUUUUCAAAACUGCUGGAGUUUUGUUGGAUGAAAUGCGAGAUAAGGGGUUCCACGCACUUAAAUACAAGGUUAUUAUUCUUGAUGAAGUGCAUGAAAGAUCUGUUGAGUCUGAUCUUGUCCUUGUUUGUGUGAAGCAAUUUCUGCUGAAGAACAAAGACCUGAGGGUGGUAUUGAUGUCUGCAACUGCUGAUAUUGGAAGAUACAAGGAUUACUUCAGGGACCUUGGAAGAGGUGAAAGAGUUGAGGUGCUGGCAAUUCCCAGCUCUAACCAGAAAGACAUUUUCCAGCGACAAGUUUCAUAUCUUGAACAGGUGACUGAUUUUCUUGGAAUCAAUUCAGAGUUAAUAACUUCAAGAUAUUGUCCUGGUCCAUGUCCUUCCAUGACAGAUGCUGAAAUCAAGCCUGAAGUGCACAAACUUAUUCAUGAAUUAGUGUUGUACAUCCAUGAAAAUGAGCCCGACAUUGAAAAGAGCGUUUUGGUUUUUCUUCCAACAUACUAUGCCCUUGAGCAGCAAUGGCACCUUUUGAAGCCAUUUAGUUUAUCCUUUAAGGUUCACAUUUUACAUCGUAGUGUUGACACUGAACAAGCUCUUAUGGCUAUGAAAAUCUGGAAAUCUCAUCGUAAGGUAAUACUGGCCACAAAUAUUGCAGAAUCAUCUGUGACAAUACCCAAAGUGGCAUUCGUUAUUGAUUCAUGCCGGUCUUUACAAGUCUUUUGGGACACUGCAAGAAGAAAGGAUUCAACAGAGCUUGUUUGGGUUUCUAAGUCUCAGGCUGAGCAACGUAGAGGUAGAACUGGUCGUACUUGUGAUGGCCAUGUAUAUCGGUUGGUUACACAAUCAUUUUUUGGCAACCUUGAGGAUUUUGAGUGUCCAGCAAUACUGAGGUUGUCAUUGAGGCAGCAAGUGCUUCAUAUUUGCUGUGCUGAAUCCAGAGCCAUUAAUGAUCCCAAAGCUUUGUUGCAGAAGGCUCUGGACCCUCCAGAUCCAGAAGUUGUUGAAGAUGCAUUGAGAUUGCUAGUUCAUGUGAAAGCACUAGAAAAAACAUCUUCAAGGGGCCGGUAUGAGCCCACAUUUUAUGGACAGCUGCUCGCCAGUUUCACAUUGUCUCUUGAUGCAUCCGUGCUAGUAGUCAAGUUUGGGGAAGUAGGGAUGUUGCGUGAAGGCAUUCUUCUGGGCAUAUUGAUGGAUACUCUACCUCUACCCAUUCUUCAUCCUUUUGGGGAUGAGCAUUUGUUUACAGAGUACAAAAACUGCUAUUUUUGUGGAGAUAGUGACAACAUUGUCCUAACUGGUCGAAAGGAGAUUGCAUUCUUAGCAAACUUAUGUGCAUUUCAGUUUUGGCAACGUGUUUUUAAGGAUAAGCAUCGUCUUGAACAUUUGAAACGGCUGCUGAACUUUGAAGAAAUGGAACCUGCAACAUUAAUGCUGCCCAAGCUUGAAGAAGAAUGGUGCUCUUUCCAUCAUCUUGUGCAGUCAUCACUGCACCAUGUCUCUGAAAUGUAUGAAGAAGUACUAAAUUCCAUUCACCGUUUCCGGCCUAACUUUCUGGCUGCAUCAAAUGGCAUACCAACCUACUAUUCUCCUUAUGAAUUUGGACACACUUGCCUUCUUCAAUGUCAGCCACAGGAAGAAACAGAUGCACUUUCUUCAAGUGAUGAACCACUUGAGCAAUCUUUUGAAACAAGGAAAUGUCUUGCUGUACCCUUUGUUGCUUCUGAUCACUUUCAGUCCAAUGAUGUGGCUGAAAAUUUGGCAAAUACUAUUAAGGAGAUAAGAGUUCAAUACGCAGAAGACACUUCUGGUAGUCACCAGGCAAUUAUUAGUGACUAUGAUUCACAUGCCAAUGGGGGGACUCUUCUGUGUGUCUAUUUCGUAAAUGGACGUUGCAACAGGGGUAGUCUGUGCAGAUUUUCUCAUUCACUCCAAGCAAAAAAACCAGCUUGCAAGUUCUUUUUCUCUCUGCAGGGUUGUAGGAACGGAGAUUUGUGUUCCUUCUCUCAUGAUUCACAUCACUCAAUCUCAUCAUAUAGCUCAAAUGUAUGUAUGCCAGAAGAUGAUCAUGCUGAUGCAUCAUCUCUUCUACGAUUAUUACCAACCUCUUCUGAUGGAUGCGUCCUUUUGUUAGAUGACAACAGUAUGCAUUUCACCUCAAAUCUUGCUAACCACUGCAAGCCAUCAAGAAUUAUCUCCACUACGAGUUUGACAGAAACAUCCAUAAGUGACCCGUUACUGACUAGUGUCAAAAUCCUAUGGGGCCUCCAGCAUCCUUACCAGACCAUCAUUUCGAAUACAGGGGAGAACCCAAUACCAUGGAAUGAAGUCAAGCUCGUGCUAUGGUUUCCUUAUCUGGAUGGUCAUAGUGAAAGUUUGGCUGGGCAGAAAAAUCUUGUGCAGAACUUUUUUGAGUAUCUGGCUAUCCGAAUAUUAAGCGAUGCCUUAUUUGAGGUUAAAGUAAUCCUUGCCAUGAACAACAUCAAAUUUUCACAACUACAGGUGGAAAAUUUGGCAAGAGACAGCUUCUUCUUCCUGACCGAGUCAUUUCCAUUUGAUGAGAAAAGCUUUGGGGAGCUGUUGGAUACGGUAACAGUUAACAAGCCAAUGUUGGCAUCGAGGCCUAUCUCGUAUGUGUUUGAUCUGCACCCACCCAGUGAUAUCCAGUCUGGUGACUAUGCCUCUGUGCUUCACAAAUAUCUAUAUGACCGGAAAACGUCUUAAAAAUUCAUACCUUCGGUUGCAGUAGUUAUUAAUCCUUUAUAACUAUUUUGCUCGUAAAUAUAUCUAGUUGUAUAGUAAUUUAAAAUCGCCAUCAUCCUAGUACUCUCAAAACAUUUACUCCUAUAUGGUUUUUUUAUAGACUUUGUUUGCUUAUUAAGUGUCGUCGACACGCAUUUGUUGAGGUACGCAUUGAGUUAGUGUUUUUUAACCAAUGCAAGUUUUCCUUCGUUCGGUUGGUGCCUACGGCUUGUAAGGCAAAUUCUUGAAUAGCAAAUUAAAAAAGGGGGAAAAGAAAUGAAAAAGGCGGGAUAUGGGUGGAAGAUAAAUCA